GCCGGCAACACCGGCUUCGGCAACACGGCCGGUCGCUCCACCCGCUCCUACGGCCCGCACGACCUCGACAUGAUGGCCCUCCAAGAAGAAGCCGAGCGCCGGGAGCGCAUCCUGGCCGACCGGCGCCGCGUGGCCGCCAAGUGGCGCCCCAAGAUCCCCGAGGUCCGCAAGGUCAACUUUGAAAACUUCAAGAACCGCUUCCAAGCCGAGGACGAGCCCGACUACGCCGUCGAGGUGCUCGUCGCGGGGCCCGGCCUGCAGGGCCAGAUCCGGCGCGAGCGCGCCCUGCGCCGCAGCGAGGAGACGGCCCGCGUCCGCAAGAGCUGGUUCAGCCUGUACGACAACCACGGCGACCAGCGCCGCAAGAAGGCCGUCGUCGACCCCCUGGCCCAGGUCAAGCGCGAGAAGCGCAACGAGCUGCUGCCCUCGGACACGGAGAUCCAGCGCAUCCGCGUCCAGUCCCAGCCCGUCCUCGGACACCUGACGUCCUUCCUCAACGACACCGAGUCGCGGUCGACGCCGCGCACCUUCAUGCGGCCCUUCAAGGCCCUGGUGUACUUCCAGCCCAAGAUGCGCGAGGUGCUCGCCACGCUGGAGGAGAACAAAGAGGCGGUGUUUCACGCCGACGACACUGAAGAUGAAGAAGAAGAUGACAAGUCCGACACCGAGUCCCUUGCCUCGGUCGACUCCAACGCCGACGAAAACUUCGACGGCCUCAUGGACAGCCCCGAGGCGCUCCGCGACAUGCGCUGCUACGUCAAGUUCAUCGACGAGGAGAUCAUGCCGCUGUACGCGCGCUUCGACGACAGCUCGGCCGAAAAGGUAAAGUUCGACGACCUGUGGUCCCUCUUCCGCGUCGGCGACCUCAUCCACAUGCCGGCCGCCGUCGAGGCCGGCGGCCGCUACCACGAGGUCUGGCGCAUCUACCGCGUGCAGGCGCCGCAGCCCGAGACGUCGUACCCCAAGAACGGCUGGGGCUUCUUUGACGAGUUCGACGACGUCGACGACUCCAACAAGUUCAAGAUCUCGGCCUACUACGUCGACCACGACGGCUCGACCUUUGGCGCCGUCAAGAACAAGUUCGAGAUCGAGGCCUUUGCCGGCGAGCGCUCCAUCGACUCGCUGCCCUGCUACCCGCUGCGCUACCAGCCCGGCCACGAGGAGCUCAUCGACGGCCUCAAGGCCCAGGGCCGCCGCUUCCUGCACUACCUCGAGGACCGCCACCAGCAGCACAACGCCUGGACGCUGACGCGGAACCCGCCCUCGCACCGCAACGAGCCCGACCAGGAGAUCCUCGAGAACGAGUACUACGAGAAGAUGCGCCACCCGGAGUUCGUCGAGAGCGACGUCAUCGUCGACCUCACCGAGGCCUACCAGAAGAUGCCCAACUGGCGGCCCGACUUCCACCAGCUGGCCGUCAGCAAGUCCAUCCGCUGCGAGAUCGCCGAGGACGAGAUGCCCAUCCAGAAGUGGCUCGACGGCGCCCGCCAGAACCGGUCGUACGUGCAAAAGGAAAUCAUCCAAAAGGCCGACGGCGUCGAGAGCCGCCAGCGCCGCGACAACCUCGCCGUCGACACCUUUUUGCGCAACCGCCUGCGCGGCACCCGCAACUUCGAGGCCAACGCCCAGGCCCUCAAGCUGCGCGACGAGGACCUCGUGCUGCUGCCCAAGCGCAUGUUCGCCUACGCCCUGCGCGAGCGCCGCUUCAUGCCCAUCGACCUCAACCUCCUCAAGCCCGUCCGGCGCGAGGUCGGCGUCUUUGAGAACCUCCGCAUCCACGGCGACUACAAGGACGUCGUCCGCAGCCUCGUCAUGUCCCACUUCCGCAAGAAGGAGCUCGAGCGCCGCUACGUCGACGCCGCCACCGAGGGCCCCGGCCAGGACCUCAUCCAGGGCAAGGGCCGCGGCCUCGUCGUCCUGCUCCACGGCGUCCCCGGCGUCGGCAAGACGGCCACCGCCGAGGCCGUCGCCAUGGAGAACAAGAAGCCGCUCUUCGUCAUCACCUGCGGCGACCUCGGCCUCUCGCCCUACGAGGUCGAGUCCCGCCUCAAGAACGUCUUCCGCCUGGCCCACCUCUGGGACUGCGUCCUGCUGCUCGACGAGGCCGACGUCUUCCUCUCCCAGCGCUCCAAGCAGGACAUGACGCGCAACGCCCUCGUCUCUGUCUUCCUCCGCGUCCUCGAGUACUACAACGGCCUCCUCUUCCUCACCACCAACCGCGUCGGCACCAUCGACGAGGCCUUCAAGUCCCGCAUCCACCUCUCCCUCUACUACCCGCCCCUCGACAAGACCCAGACCACCGAAAUCUUCCGCCUCAACAUUGCCAAGCUCAAGAUCAUGGAGUCGGAGCGCCACAAGAUGACCGGCGAGCCCGCCCUCGCCAUCAAGGACGACGAGAUCCUCGAGUUUGCCACAAAGCACUACGAGGACCUCGCCCGCUCCACCGGCUGCUGGAACGGCCGCCAGAUCCGAAACGCCUUCCAGAUCGCCUCGAGCCUGGCCCUGCACAACUACACCAAGGAUGCCGACGCCGCCCGCGCAAAGGGCCAGCUGCCGCCUGCUGCGCCUGUGCUGGACAGGAGGCUGUUUGACAAGGUGCAGAUGUCGACGCAGAGCUUUGACAAGCACAUGAAGAAGGAGGAGGGCAAGUAUGACGACGGGUUGCCUCUGCGAGGCACCUUUCAGGAGUAAGAUGUGUGAGGUGGUAGUGAAGGAUACAUAUCUUUCUUUCUUUCUUUCAGUUUUGUCGGAAUCUUGAUUGUUCUCGAGUCUUUGGACAUGAAGCCAGAUAGGCGCGAAUUUAUGAAUAUUCAUGACUGC
Messenger RNA from Trichoderma reesei QM6a, 2820 nucleotides. RefSeq lists its product as uncharacterized. The transcript is spliced from 2 exons. Lineage: Eukaryota; Fungi; Ascomycota; Sordariomycetes; Hypocreales; Hypocreaceae. The coding region runs from base 70 to 2691 and encodes 873 amino acids. The record is from RefSeq and is a predicted model, not a curated record. Gene Ontology annotation, molecular function: ATP binding; ATP hydrolysis activity.